Molecule: messenger RNA, 532 nt
Organism: Stomoxys calcitrans (stable fly)
Lineage: Eukaryota; Metazoa; Arthropoda; Insecta; Diptera; Muscidae
Exons: 3
Coding region: 67-441 (124 amino acids)
Source: RefSeq, a predicted model, not a curated record
AAACUGGUGACAUUAUAAACGCACAUAGAGUUAAAGCGCGAUAAAUUUAAAAGUUAGACAAUUAAAAUGAGGUUCCUGUUAUUCAUAGCACUUGUAGCGGUUUUGGUAAAUUCAAAAGUUUUUGCACUGGAUUGUUACCAAUGUGGGGGAGACGACUGCAAUGAUGAGUCCACUACACAAGUCAUUACUUGCCCAAAUACCGGCGAUGUUUUUGCCUGCUACACAAUGAAAUACCAAGAUGGUGAUGUCACCAAAAAACAAAAAGGCUGCUCAGUAAAAUCAGACACCAUCGCCGCUUGUAGUGAUGUCAUCAUUCCAGAGGGCACACGAAAUGUUGUUUGUGAAAUAUGUACGGAACCAAAAUGCAAUUCAAGUCCAGCCCUUGCAUUGUCUAUGCUGCUGAUACCAGUAGUUUUAUUCAUUCGUUAUAUAAUGAAUUAAUUAAAACUGUUUUAAUGAAUAACUUUUAAGAAGAAUUAAGUAUUAAACUAAAUUUAACGCACGCGCUAAAAACUCAUUGUUUGAAGAAAAA